AUGGGAUGCCAGUGCUCUACAUUUGAUCGCAAUAAUGAGACCAGGAUUGAUUUCUCAGAACCCUUCAUGGAUAUUGUAAAAAGCCAGUCAAGUGAGAAUGAGCUUUUGAUUUAUUCUCGGACAAAUUGUGAACAGUCUAAGGCAGCAAAAGCAUUAUUAAGAAGAAAUAAGAUCAACUUUGAAUAUUUUGAGCUCGAUAACAUGAAUGACGAAGGACAAGUUUUUAACGCACUGCAAACGUUGACUGGAAGACAGUCUACACCUUUUGUGUUUGUAAAGGGAAUAUUCUUUGGGAGUUUAAAAGAGUUGCAGAAAUCUCUUGAAAGUGGACAAUUAGUGAAAGCGCUUAAACAGGAGUAA
Blepharisma stoltei is the source of this 360-nucleotide messenger RNA. NCBI's taxonomy places the organism in Eukaryota, Ciliophora, Heterotrichea, Heterotrichida, Blepharismidae. The record is from the annotation of a GenBank genome assembly.